Messenger RNA from Capra hircus (goat), 1779 nucleotides. RefSeq names its product runt related transcription factor 3 (gene RUNX3). Gene Ontology annotation, biological process: regulation of transcription by RNA polymerase II; regulation of cell differentiation; neuron differentiation. Bases 135 to 1442 code for a protein of 435 amino acids. The record is from RefSeq and is a predicted model, not a curated record. Gene Ontology annotation, molecular function: ATP binding; DNA-binding transcription factor activity, RNA polymerase II-specific; RNA polymerase II cis-regulatory region sequence-specific DNA binding. The transcript has 6 exons. Lineage: Eukaryota; Metazoa; Chordata; Mammalia; Artiodactyla; Bovidae. Gene Ontology annotation, cellular component: nucleus.
CAAAAAAACAAAAAGCAACUCCCCCCCCAACUUUAUUUUCAAAAGUAGCUAAGAAAAAAUAAAACAACAGCCAACCAAGUUAUCCCAACCCAACCCCCAGAAGGGCUGAAACCUCGCCUUCCUCCGAGCGGGGCAUGGCAUCGAACAGCAUCUUCGAUUCCUUCCCGACCUACUCGCAGACCUUCAUCCGCGACCCGAGCACCAGCCGCCGCUUCACACCUCCCUCCACGGCCUUCCCCUGCGGCGGCGGCGGCGGCGGCGGCGGCAGCGGCAAGAUGGGCGAGAACAGCGGCGCGCUGACCGCGCAGGCGGCCGUGGGCCCCGGCGGGCGCGCCCGACCCGAGGUGCGCUCGAUGGUGGACGUGCUGGCUGACCACGCGGGCGAGCUCGUGCGCACAGACAGCCCCAACUUCCUCUGCUCCGUACUGCCCUCGCACUGGCGUUGCAACAAGACGCUGCCCGUCGCCUUCAAGGUGGUGGCGCUGGGGGACGUGCCAGAUGGAACAGUGGUGACGGUGAUGGCGGGCAACGAUGAGAACUACUCCGCUGAGCUGCGCAACGCAUCGGCCGUCAUGAAGAACCAGGUGGCCAGGUUCAACGACCUCCGCUUCGUGGGCCGCAGUGGGCGAGGUAAAAGUUUCACGCUGACCAUCACCGUGUUCACCAACCCCACGCAAGUGGCCACCUACCAUCGUGCCAUCAAAGUGACCGUGGAUGGACCCCGGGAGCCUAGACGGCAUCGGCAGAAGCUGGAGGACCAGACCAAGGCGUUCCCUGACCGCUUCGGGGAGCUGGAGCGUCUGCGCAUGCGGGUGACGCCCAGCACGCCCAGCCCCCGGAGCUCGCUCAGCACCACCAGCCACUUCGGCAGCCAGGCCCAGACCCCCAUCCAAGGCACCUCGGAACUGAGCCCCUUCUCCGACCCCCGCCAGUUCGACCGCUCCUUCCUGCCGCCCCUCACGGAGAGCCGCUUCCCCGACCCCCGGAUGCAUUACCCGGGGGCCAUGUCAGCCGCCUUCCCGUACAGCGCCACGCCCUCGGGCACCAGCAUCAGCAGCCUCAGCGUGGCCAGCAUGCCGGCCACCGGCCGCUUCCACCACACCUACCUGCCGCCGCCCUACCCGGGGGCCCCGCAGAACCAGAGCGGGCCCUUCCCGGCCAGCCCGUCCCCCUAUCACCUCUACUACGGCGCGUCCUCGGGCUCCUACCAGUUCUCCAUGGCGGCCGGCAGCGGCGGCGGCGGCAGCGGCGGCGACCGCUCCCCGACGCGCAUGCUGGCCUCCUGCACCAGCAGCGCCGCCGCGGUCGCCACCGGCAGCCUCAUGAACCCCAGCCUGGGCGGCCAGAGCGACGGCGUGGAGGCCGACGGCAGCCACAGCAACUCGCCCACCGCGCUGAGCACGCCCGGCCGCAUGGACGAGGCCGUGUGGCGGCCCUACUGACCGCCUGUGUUGGAGUGGACGGCUCUCGCCGGCGGUGCAAGGCAGUAGCGGGGGGUACCGCCAAGAACCUUCCAGACAAGCGCGGCGGGCCCACCUCCAAGGCUCAGGGCACCAACUGGACUUAACGCUCCAGGGCAGUCAUGGGCCCCAGAUGGGUCCACCGGCCUGAGGGGCGGCCCCGGAGCUGGUGGCAGGCUCUAAGAGCGUCUCAUCCCAGAGCCACGUCUUUGUACAGAGGGGUGAGGACCUCCCCCAGGACCCCGCCCCCCAGCCCAGGUCCUGUUCAUCUCAUCCCACGUCCCUGUGGGAGAAGUCCCCUCCUGCCCCCCACCCCCUG